AUGGGGUCAUUCGUCUUGGACUUUUCGGCAUAUAACGCCCUCCUCUCCAGCAGCGGCCAUAAUGGCUCUUACUAUGGUGCUGACGACGCCUUUUUCGGCGGUGGUGACCCUGGAAUGGCUAACAACGCAGCCGGCCGGCGUCACCUCCACCAACAGCACCACAGUCAGCAGCACGGCCAGCACCAUAACAACAACAGCCGCUAUGCUGUCUUUGACCGCAACUCCGUGACCCGGCUCGAUGCCGAAAAGGCCCUUCAAGAUCGGCGCAACCUGCACAUUGCCAACUUUGGCGCGACAUGGCUCAAGCCGCCUGGUGUGCCGAAGACGCUAUUUCAGAUCCGUGAAGAGCUGCGUGAGCAGGAGGAGCAGGCCGAGACCGAGCGUCGGGAGGAGCUGGCCCAGCAGUUGGCCCAGGCCGAGGCAGAAGCAGCUCUGGAGGCAGAGGGUGGCAUCGGGAUGGACGAGAUGGCCGUGGGUGGCGAUGGCAUCGGCGGGGACGACGAGGGAAUGGGGGUGGACCUGGAUGCCGACAUGGGAGAGCAGGAUCUUGACGGCGAGAUUCCCGAUGGCGACGGGGAGGGAUUCAGUUUUGGGGAUGAUGCAGAAGACGGUGAUGAUCCAUUUGCGAACGAGUCCGGCAGACAACAGGCGGGCAUACCCGUUACACCGGUGCAGAACCUGCCGCCACGUACGCACGAGGAAGAUUUCCGAGCGCGAGCGGCAGAGCGGCGCGAGAUGCGCCAGAUGCGUGCCAACGAGGAUCGCGUUCGAGCCAUGCUAGCCCAGCCGCGGCUGUCGGCCAUUGGAGGGCUGUACGAUGAGGUUGGCGAUCUGGACGAGGAGGACGAGGCGCAGAUGCUGCAAGAAGACGACCUGGCAGGGAGCAGGGUCCGCAGCAGCCUGGGCGAGUUUGACAACGAGCAAGAGAUCGUGGACACCGAUGGAGGUGGUGUUGGUAGGGAUGGUGGUGUUGUUGGAGGUGGAGGUGGUCCUGCUAGCGAUGGCGGCGAUGAUGACGACGGGCUGGAGAUGGACAUGGAUGCCGACAUGGACGAUGGGAUCCCCGAUGCAUCCAUGCUCAGCAUUUUGGACGGCAGCUAUGAGCACACCGACACGGAUGCUGAGCUGAGCAGCAUCGACGGUGACGACGGCAGCAGCAGCGCCAGCGACCGUCAUGUCGACCACACCCAAGACGAUCGCGACGAUGGCGAUCUGCCGCGUCGCCUGGGCCGAGGGGCCACUAUCAGCACGCCAGCCGGCACCACUGCUGCCGAUACAGCGCAUCGUCGGUAUCGCAGCAGUCUCGUACGCAGCGACCGCGACAGCCUGGACAUCAGCGGACUCCUGUCGCAGGACGGCAGCAGCAGGAUGGACAGCAGUCCGGCCAUACGGCGGCUCUGA
Molecule: messenger RNA, 1401 nt
Organism: Grosmannia clavigera kw1407
Lineage: Eukaryota; Fungi; Ascomycota; Sordariomycetes; Ophiostomatales; Ophiostomataceae
Exons: 4
Coding region: 1-1401 (466 amino acids)
Biological process (GO): anaphase-promoting complex-dependent catabolic process
Cellular component (GO): anaphase-promoting complex
Source: RefSeq, a predicted model, not a curated record